Messenger RNA from Mercurialis annua (annual mercury), 628 nucleotides. RefSeq lists its product as uncharacterized. The coding region runs from base 128 to 367 and encodes 79 amino acids. Lineage: Eukaryota; Viridiplantae; Streptophyta; Magnoliopsida; Malpighiales; Euphorbiaceae. Gene Ontology annotation, molecular function: structural constituent of ribosome. Gene Ontology annotation, biological process: mitochondrial translation. The record is from RefSeq and is a predicted model, not a curated record. The transcript has 3 exons.
GAAAUGAUUUUUAAUCAGGUGGAGAGAAAAAAAUGAUUCAAUUUUUUAUUUCAUUAAAAUAUACAGUAAAGCCCUAAUUCCUUUCUCUUGUGCAAUUCAAUUUCCCAUCCGUUUACGCUAUCAAAUAAUGGGUCGGAAAGCUGGUAGUGUAUACAUCAACCCCAAGAGAUUUGGAUCUCUCACGAAACCUUGCAUGAAGGAUAUGAUAUCAUUUCUUAAUUGCUUAUCUCUGAACCACAUAAAUGAUGAAAAAUGUGUUCGACAAAAGGAGCAGUUAAAUGCUUGUAUGGAUGCUCAGACCAGCAAGAAAAAAUCAUUUGGAAGCAUUAAUUAUCAUCUGCAGAGGCUUAACCGAGGAAGGAAAUAGUUUUUGCCUGCAUAUUGUUCUUCAUGAUCAACGUUUGAUCUCAUAUGUGGCGGAAGACAGUUAAAUCGGGUAUCAAAGCGUUGCAUAUCAUUUUGUUAAUGCAUUUUUUUGAUAUUGCUAAUAGAGAGUUUGGAACAGUUUUUGAUGUACUUGAGUUCUGUACGUAGCAUUUUAAGAAACUUUACAAUAAUGCUCGAUUAGAUUCUUAUCUAUUUACGGAUAGUUUAAGUGGAGAAUCAAAAAUUAGGCAAUAGUUUAACA